This is a messenger RNA of Syngnathus acus (greater pipefish), 1070 nucleotides long. RefSeq names its product synaptogyrin 2a (gene syngr2a). NCBI's taxonomy places the organism in Eukaryota, Metazoa, Chordata, Actinopteri, Syngnathiformes, Syngnathidae. Gene Ontology annotation, cellular component: synaptic vesicle membrane; neuromuscular junction. The coding region runs from base 127 to 798 and encodes 223 amino acids. The transcript is spliced from 4 exons. The record is from RefSeq and is a predicted model, not a curated record.
CAAAGAAAGGGGCGGGUUUACUAAAGUUUUCAGGAAGCAGUUUAACGUCCUAAACAGAAGGUUUUUCCGGCUUACUUUUCCAACUUUUUUGUCGUUUUUGUUAGCAAUUUAAAAAAAACAAAAGAUAUGCAAAGCAACGUUUAUGGAGCCCCGCUGGCCGGUGGCACGUUCGACUUCGAGGGUUUUAUGAAAAAGCCUCAAACGAUUCUGCGAUUUCUGAGUUGGGCCUUUGCCAUAGUGGUGUUCGCUACCAUCACGGCGGAGGGUUAUGUCAACUCCUCCACGGAGCCGGAGCCCAAGUGCAUAUUCAACCAGAGGGACAGCGCGUGCAGCUACGGUGUGGGCAUUGGCGUGCUGGCCUUUUUAGCGUGCAUGGCCUUCCUUGUCCUGGACGCCUACUUCCCGCAGAUCAGUAACGCCAAGGAGAGGAAGUACAUCAUCAUCAGUGAUUUGGUCUUCUCAGCGGCUUGGACGUUCCUGUGGUUCAUCUGCUUCUGCGUCCUGGCCAACCAGUGGUCGUGGACCACCAGCCUUGCCGUGCCGGCUGAUGCUGCUCGUGCCGUUGUGGCCUUCUCUUUCUUCUCCUUUCUCUCCUGGGCUCUGCUGUCCUACUUCGCCUACGAGAGGUAUCGCCAAGGCUUGAGCGACUUGAACCAGCAAUACACGGACCCCGCCGUGGACCCAUCGUACCCCCCAGCCCCUUAUGCCACCAGCGGUGGCGGACCCUCGGGCUACCAGCAGUCCCCGUUCUCCCAAAACCAGGAGGCUCCUGGAGAGUACCAACCACCGACUUACUGAAAGACUGACAGAAGUGUUAGAGGACGUUUAUCUUUGCCAAAUUCCCACGUAAGACACGUCCCUGCCCUCCUCUUUUCUCUCAGUAGGACAUGCACAUGUUCAUUAUUGUGUCAAAUGAUUCUGUUUUUUAAUGACUUGCUUCUCUGGGAGGGAAAAGGAGAGCCUCGCUGCUUUCUUGUCUUUGUACCAAAACCACUUGAAGCCCAAAUGUAUCGCAGCAUCACAGGAGAGGUUAGGAAAAUAUCACAAGAAUGUCUCCAUAGGAAAAAAAA